CUAAAACUUGCACCCUGCUUCCAUCUUAUGCCCUAUGUAGGUUUAGAAAAGAAGGUGGCCAUUCUAGACAAGGUCCAGAACCUCCUCACCAACGGAGACAGCAAUGUUGCAGUGAGUAUCCAGGAACAAAGGCGCCAUGUAUAGUUACCCGAGCUGGCUGGUUAGAACCCGCGUCCUGCUAACACACUCCCUAAUCUGCUUUUUAUAGCGCAAAACGCUGGAAGGGCUCAUAACGGUACUGCCCGCCACCCUCGGCUCGUCGCAGGUCAUGGCAUGCCAGGCAGCGCUGACGUGUGUUCAGCCGAUAGCUGAUAUGGUGAGUCGCGACGGGUCACCGCCGCUAAGUAAGGCGAUGCUUGCACUUUCUCCUGCCGCCGCUGCUGGAUCGGCUUGGCGACGGGCGCAUGGCAGUGCGCGAGUACGCCUUGAGCACAUUGGUGCACAUGUGGAAAAGCACACAGGGGACCCGGCAAACAAUGUCGACAUCAGAGCCAGCACCGAGCCCGACAAAAAAGCCGAGCUCGCGGUACAGCAUGCUGACGAGCUCCAUCCCGAAGCUCAGUUCGCCGUUCAAGUCGCGUGGGCUGGGCAAGCCGCGCACAUCCAUGUCGCCGGGGUCGUCUCCUGGCGCAACCGCGUCGUGGAAUGCGGGGGUGGUGUUUGAGCGCGACAUAAAGGCACGUGGGUUUGCCCACAAGACGUGGCGAGUGCGGGAGAUGGCGCUGGAAUGGCUCAGCAGCUGCGCUUCCGAACACACAGAGUUCCCGGCAGCACACUAUAUCGCCAGCGCAUUCUCUCUGCUUGACGACAACCAGGAGGCCGUUAGAUUCGCUGCCCGCCGCGCCCUGAACACAAUAUACCACCAUCGGCCAGAGCUGCAGCAGGACAUUGUCAGCAAGGCCCAAGCAAUUUCAAGCCAGAAACCGACGCUACUCAUAAGCAUAACGGCACCUGAGGGAGAGCUUGCCGCACUACCUUCGUCGCCGUCGAUGGCUGGGCGCAGCGGGUCGCGCCAGGCAACCAGCGGAUUCGGCAUGCGUCCUGGGUCCCGAGUCACUGGAAUGCGGCCUGGAUCGCGCACAACGGGGAUUCCAAUCACGCAGUGAGCUGGGAAGCGCGGCACGGGGAAUCUCAAAUAUCGCUC
Molecule: messenger RNA, 1144 nt
Organism: Linderina pennispora
Lineage: Eukaryota; Fungi; Kickxellomycota; Kickxellomycetes; Kickxellales; Kickxellaceae
Exons: 1
Coding region: 405-1106 (233 amino acids)
Source: RefSeq, a predicted model, not a curated record